Messenger RNA from Gastrolobium bilobum, 945 nucleotides. Its product is annotated as probable WRKY transcription factor 12. Bases 134 to 784 code for a protein of 216 amino acids. Gene Ontology annotation, molecular function: DNA-binding transcription factor activity; sequence-specific DNA binding. Gene Ontology annotation, biological process: regulation of DNA-templated transcription. NCBI's taxonomy places the organism in Eukaryota, Viridiplantae, Streptophyta, Magnoliopsida, Fabales, Fabaceae. The record is from RefSeq and is a predicted model, not a curated record. The transcript has 4 exons.
UUCUCCACGCGAGGAAGAGAUAGCUAGCUAGCUAGGAAGAAGACUAAGAAGAAGAAUAGCAAAAAAGAAAAGAAAAGAAAAAAGAAGCCAAUUAGUGUGUUGAAUCUAAGUUCGAAUCAUCCAAAAGUGAGAUAUGGAAGGAGAGAGAGGUGUUCCAAACUACGAGCUUCAAGUUUCAUUCACCAACACCCCACAAGCCAUGAACGAAAUGGGUUUUGUUCAAUUUGAAGAAAAUCAGGUCCUUGGAUUCUUGUCACCCUCAGCACAAUCUCAAUCUUCUCAGCUCUCUCAAUCCUUAAACUCUGGCAGCACCGCCGCCGCCACCACAACCAUCGGAUUUAGUCAUAACGAACUUGUCACCAGAACUUGGAAUAACGACCAGGUGGGAAAUCUGGAUCCCAAAGUUGGCAACGAUGAAAAUUUCACUGGAAAUGCCAGUGAUGGUGACAACAACUCAUGGUGGAGGAGUGGAGCUACAGAGAAGAGCAAGGUGAAAACAAGGAGGAAGCUUAGAGAACCAAGGUUUUGUUUCCAAACAAGAAGUGAUGUAGAUGUGCUUGAUGAUGGUUACAAAUGGAGGAAAUAUGGCCAGAAAGUUGUCAAGAAUAGCCUUCAUCCAAGAAGUUACUACCGCUGCACCUAUAGCAACUGUAGGGUGAAGAAGAGGGUUGAACGACUGUCAGAGGAUUGUCGUAUGGUAAUAACCACCUAUGAAGGUAGACAUAAUCACUUCCCUAGUGACGACUCAAAUUCAUCGGACCAUGAAUGCUUUACCUCUUUCUAACAGGUCACUCCAUUACUGAUUAAGAAAAAAAAAAUGCUAUGCCGUUUUCAAUGAUCAACAUGCAUUUAUGAACUUAAAUUAAGACAAUCUUUGAUUAUAAGAUAUUGCCGUGUACUUGUUACAAAGUUCACUUUGCUUCAAAGAUGAACUCAAUCAUGUCA